Messenger RNA from Pollicipes pollicipes, 721 nucleotides. Its product is annotated as doublesex and mab-3 related transcription factor 3, truncated. Gene Ontology annotation, biological process: sex differentiation; regulation of transcription by RNA polymerase II. Bases 260 to 721 code for a protein of 153 amino acids. Gene Ontology annotation, molecular function: RNA polymerase II cis-regulatory region sequence-specific DNA binding; DNA-binding transcription factor activity, RNA polymerase II-specific. The record is from RefSeq and is a predicted model, not a curated record. Gene Ontology annotation, cellular component: nucleus. The transcript has 5 exons. NCBI's taxonomy places the organism in Eukaryota, Metazoa, Arthropoda, Thecostraca, Pollicipedomorpha, Pollicipedidae.
GCGGUGCGGAGCCGCUCUCUCGUCCGACGCUUCCCCGCCGACCGGGCCGAGUCGCGUCCGGGCCGAGAGAGCUGCAGCGCACACUGACAGCACACGAGCUGUGCUGCCCCGCGAGGAGGCGCUGGGGCAGACAUUGCUGCGCUGUCCGACCAGGCAGGGCACUCCCGUCACCUCCAGCCGGUCGGUCCAGACAGGGCACGUCUCCUGAUUCUGCUCAGCCACCCGACCAGACGUCUGACUGCAGGGCUGCAUCGUCACCAUGGAUCACCAGCCGCUGACCUACCCGACCACCGAAAAGGGCGCACGCAAGCCCAAGUGCGCGCGCUGCCGUAAUCACGGCGUCAUCUCGUGGCUGAAGGGCCACAAACGGCACUGCCGCUUCAAGGACUGCGCAUGCGCCAAGUGCAGCCUGAUCGCCGAGCGGCAGCGCGUCAUGGCCGCCCAGGUGGCGCUGAAGAGGCAGCAGGCGGCCGAGGACGCCAUCGCCAUGGGUCUGCGCGCCGUGGCCACCGGCUCCAGCUGCGCCUACCUGCCGCCCGGGCCCAUCUUCGGCAUGAACAUCACCCGGCCCCAGGGCGGCAGACCCGUGGCCGACACCGAGGCGGAGUCAGCCACCAGCGACGAGGAGUGCCGGGCGCCGGAGUCGGCGGUCGACGCCGGCAGUGACCAGUCAGAGCCGGCCGACCACAAGCCGGAGGUCGCCGAGCGGGAGGACAUGUGA